AUGCUUUUGGAAAAAAUUGUCAAAUACACCAAGGAAUUAGAGGAUCCAAAAAACCCUUUGUUAGGACCGACAUUGAAAGGAUUGUAUUUAUUUGGCCUCUGGCCGAUUGGGAGUAAGUUUAGGUCGACUGUUUACAAUUUAUUUCAUUUUUCAACAUUACUUUUUGUAAUAAGCGAAUUCACUGACCUCUAUGUUGUCAGACAUGACAGCAACAAAGUUUUGAACAACAUGUCACUGACAGUUCUUAGCUUAAUUUGCUUUGCAAAAUGUUAUUCUUGCGUCAUGUGGCACAGCGAUUGGAAGGAGCUCGUUAGAGGUAUUUCUGAGGAGGAAUUACGACACAUUCAAAAAGACGAUCCCGUAACAAAAAAACAUAUGGAAGAUUACACGAGGUACACAAGGGUAAUCACAUUUAUGUUUUGGGUGAUGGUAUUCAUAACAAAUUUUCUUUUGAUAUUAACUCCUUUGUUGAAAUAUGCGUCAUCUCAUUCUUACCGCGAGGAGAUACGCAUGGGGAUUGAACCAUUACCCCAAAUUCUAUGCUCCUGGUUCCCGUUUGAUAACACGAAGAUGCCUGGCUAUGUCGGAGGUAUUAUCGUUCAUGUGAUUAUGGGUAGCCAAGGUUCGGGAGUACUGGCUGUCUACGACAUGAACUCUGUUGCAAUUAUGUCUUAUCUUAAAGGACAGAUGAUUAUUCUUAGAAAUAAAUGUAUAAGCUUAUUUGACGAUGUUACUUCGACCGAAGAUGUAUUAGAAAGGAUUAAAGAGUGUCAUCGUCAUCAUAACGCAAUACUCAAACACUUCUUGCUGUUUAACUCCCUGCUCUCUCCUACCAUGUUUCUAUAUGUGCUGAUGUGUUCCAUAACCAUUUGCGGCAGCGUGGUCCAGUUUGCUUCUAAAGAAGCCACUGCGUCACAAAAAUUGUGGGUUAUUCAGUACACUUGUGCAUUAGUAUCGCAGCUGUUUUUGUACUGUUGGCAUAGCAACGAAGUUACACUGCAGAGUAGAGUGGUAGAUGGAGGAAUCUACAAUAGCAACUGGUGGAAGAGCGAUGUAAGAGUGCGCAAACAACUAAUAUUAUUGGCGGGGAAAUUGAAUCAUCCAUUAGUGUUGGACGCUGGUCCUUAUACCACACUCUCUGUACCUACUUUCAUCGAAAUAAUGAAAGGCUCCUACAGUUUCUUCACGCUUUUCUCACAAAUUCAAGAAGAUUAACUUUCGAUUGUUAUUCACGAUUCAAUUUGCUAACAGAACAUUUGCCGGU
Molecule: messenger RNA, 1264 nt
Organism: Helicoverpa zea (corn earworm)
Lineage: Eukaryota; Metazoa; Arthropoda; Insecta; Lepidoptera; Noctuidae
Gene: Or-53
Product: odorant receptor 4-like
Exons: 5
Coding region: 1-1215 (404 amino acids)
Biological process (GO): detection of chemical stimulus involved in sensory perception of smell; sensory perception of smell
Cellular component (GO): plasma membrane
Molecular function (GO): odorant binding; olfactory receptor activity
Source: RefSeq, a predicted model, not a curated record